AAGAAAAGAUUCGAAGAUCGGAGUUUAAAAGAAUAGAAAAAAAAAAACGACAAUAAAAUUUUUACGUGCAUUUUUACGAGAUUUUUAUUUUUUUUUGUCAAAUACCUUGAUGAUCGAAUAAGUUUUAAUAUUAAUACUCGUAAUUUUUCAUUUUAAAUUUUUUAAAUGAUUUUUUUUUCUCUUGUUUAAUUUGACUUUAAAUAUUUUUUAAUUAUAAAUUUAUAUAACGUAUUUUAGUUUUUGCUUCACAGCGCCAGUUAAAUAAAAUUUUAAGAUUCCAAAAUUAAUCUAUUAUACAAUUUUAUGGAAUAAAUUAUAGAAAAAAAAAUCAAUACGAAAAUAACAAAAUAAAGAAAAAAACAAAAAAUAAAAGAUAAAAAAAAAAAAAGUAAUUUAAAUGAAUGUCAAAGAAUGACGUAAAAUAAACGUUUCUUCACUGAUAACAACAAACAAGGAAUAGUAACAAUAAAAUAAAAAAAAAGUAAAAACAAAAAACAAUAAUAAAUUUUUAAACCUGAUGUUAAAAAACAAACAAAAAUAACAAUAAAAUAUUUUGUAGAAAGCACACAAACCCACCACGAAUUUGUUGAAAUAUAGAAAGGAAAAAUGGAAAAUAGGAAAAUUCUUUUUGCAAUAAUAAUAAAAACAAAAUAGAGAAGCCAAAAAUUCAUAAUAGAAUACUAAAAAAAAAUUUAAUUUUAAUUCUCACCAUCCCAACUUUACGUAUUAUGCGUAUAUUUUUGUAUGUUUUGUCGUAACAUUAAGAGAUACUUAAAUGAGAGGUCAAACAUUAGCGAUAAAAUGUUAUCAGUGUCAUGUAGGUGUAUAUGUGUAUCAAAUUGGCAAUAAUACGAAACAGCCAGCAUUGUGUUCAAAAUUUGAUUGGUCUGAAGAUUAUAUUGUGGAUUGCCCAUUUUCAACAAUGUGCUUAAAAAAAGUUCACAAAUAUGUAUUAAAUGAUAACGGUGAUACUAUUGAGACUGUUUUAAGGGAUUGUGCUAGUCAAAAAUAUCGUGAUCAAGUAUUUCGACAAGGCGGUUGGCAAGAGGAACACCGUAUUGAGGAACCUUAUCAGGAAGGAUGCGAAGAAUUAAUACCAUCAGAAAAAGCUACAAUAUCAACAUAUUGUCAUUGUCGUGGCAAUUUAUGUAAUUCUGCAACAAAAGAAUCAAAUGGUUUACAUACUGAUGCAAUGGCAGUUAUUUUUGUAUACAACGCCCUUAAAUAUUUAAAUAGUGGUUUAAUACGAUAUUAAAAAUAUACGUUAGGAUAUAAUGAAAAAAAAAAUUGCUUGUAGUUAGAUAAAAGAUAUAAAAUAAAAAAAUAGAGAAAUGGUAAAAAUAUAUAAUAAUAUAACAGUAUAUUAUGUAGGUUUAUGAUAAACAGAGAAAAAUAAUUUUUGAAACAAUGUCUGUAUAUAGAAUAUAAUUUAAGUUUUUUAUUAUUUUUUUACACAUCUUAAAUAUUAUUAUAUGUUGUGAUAUAAAUUUUAUUAAAGUAAUUAUCUAUGUUUGAACUCAAAAAAAAUGUAUGAAGAUAAUGCAAGUGUCUUAAUAUUCCAGAUUAAUAAAUAAAGAUUAGA
Condylostylus longicornis is the source of this 1582-nucleotide messenger RNA. RefSeq lists its product as uncharacterized. The transcript is spliced from 3 exons. The record is from RefSeq and is a predicted model, not a curated record. NCBI's taxonomy places the organism in Eukaryota, Metazoa, Arthropoda, Insecta, Diptera, Dolichopodidae. Bases 776 to 1255 code for a protein of 159 amino acids. Gene Ontology annotation, biological process: sleep; positive regulation of voltage-gated potassium channel activity; regulation of synaptic transmission, cholinergic.